AUGGAUACCACAGCUGAGCUCAAUGAGCUUUUCGCAGCAUCUUGUCCCGAUGGUAUACCGAAAGAUGUUCUCGCCGAGCUACAAUCCAUCUUGCGAGUUCACUCAAUUACCGCGGAGGAGCUCUUCUAUAAAUGGGAAUCCUACAGCAUCAAGAUGGGCGAUGAUGUGAAAUUGAACUUGGACUCAGCUCGCUUGUUCAAAAGAGAUCUCCAGGAAAUUCUCGAACGUGACACUCGUGGUAAAGCAGGUCGUCAGACUGAGAGGAGGCCUGCUGUCACUGGAACACCGCGCGCUUCGGCUGGUUCUGAUGUGUUUGGAGUGUUUGAUCAAUUGACACCAAACGCAUCGAAUGGCCGGCAGAUGAAUGUAGUGACUGGUUCAGCUAAACGUAAGGCUGAAUUUACAUCGCCCGUGACAGCUAAAGUAAGCCGAAUCGAGAAGAAUGGGACUCCAGGUGAUGCGAAGACACCCACGGUAGUCAACGGAGCUGCCGGAAUGAUGCAAUGCGUCCCAUUUACAGAGCGAUCAAAUCCCGGUCAGACACUAGAAACAAUAAAUGCCCAUCUGUCGCUCCCGGAAACACCAAUAGCACCAUUUGCCGAACCACGCAUCAAGCCAACAGCCAACACGGACCUAAAGAAAUUCGGAUAUAAACCAAUGGGAAUGCGGUUGUCGGAGGCAUCUGAAAUCUUGGAUGACCGAAUUGAUGAAUUUACGGCCAUAUUCCAGAAAAAAUACGACUCGGAAGAUCUUACUUUUGGAAGCGCAGCUAUCCAAAGUACAAGCGAGAUCAUCGCUGUUGGCCGAAUUGCCUCUGAUGCGCUGGAGGGUAAGUUAAAUGCAGCUUCCCUGGUCCUCGAGACAUCCCGCCGAACCGGUGCCGGAAGGCGAGUCCCUUUGAAAUUUGACUCAGUGGCGGGUAUAAAUUUCUUUCCUGGCCAAAUUGUAGCCCUCCGAGGAAUCAACCCCUCUGGCGACUACUUCACAGUCAAGGAAGUUCUCCCCAUCCCUCUCUUACCACCCGCCGCUUCAUCAUCAGUGACCCUGGAUGGCAUCAAUGAACGUCUUGAGGCCGAGAGCAGUAGCCCACUAAAUGUCAUGCUAGCUGCCGGUCCGUUCACUGCGGACGAUAAUCUAGACUUUGAGCCACUCCAGGAAUUAUGCCGAAAGGCAGCAGAAAGUCUUGCGGACAGUCUCGUGCUGCUGGGACCGUUCUUAGACACUGAACACCCAUUGCUAGCAUCCGGUGACUUUGAUCUUCCCGAAAUCAAGGGCUUAGACCCCGAUACAGCCACGUUAACCACCAUUUUCCGACAUUUCAUUUCAACCCCACUAGCUAGGCUUGCUGCCGCAGUGCCUAAUAUUACCAUUGUCCUUCUUCCAUCUGUACGCGAUGCUCUGAGUAGACACGUUUCAUGGCCACAAGAACAAUUACCCAGGAAGGAGCUCGGUCUACCGAAACAAGUCCGCAUGGUCUCAAACCCCGUGACACUGUCAUUCAACGAGACUGUCAUGGGUAUGUGCUCCCACGACGUGCUUUCGGAGCUGCGCCGUGAAGAAGUUCUGCAUGGUCGACUUAGCGAAGGUAACUUGCUUACCCGUCUGCCCAAGUAUCUGGUCGAGCAGCGUCACUUCUUCCCUCUCGUCCCUCCCACUGCCCGUGCAAAUCUCCCCAAGACUGGCUCUGAGAACGGCUUGGCCACUGGCGCUAUGCUAGACCUGCCCUAUAUGAAACUGGGCGAGUGGUGGAAUGUCCGGCCAGAUGUGUUGAUUGUGCCUAGUAUGCUCCCGCCUUUUGUCAAGGUCGUUGACAGCGUCCUUGUCAUUAACCCUGGGACUUUGUCUAAGCGUCGUGCAGCAGGUUCCUAUGCUCAAUUAGCUAUCCACCCGCGCGCCGUUUCAGACGAAGAGCGAGAACAAAAACAACUUGAUCAUAAGCUCUAUGAACGUGCUCGGGUAGAUAUUAAUCGUAUCUAG
Molecule: messenger RNA, 1977 nt
Organism: Penicillium taxi
Lineage: Eukaryota; Fungi; Ascomycota; Eurotiomycetes; Eurotiales; Aspergillaceae
Product: DNA-directed DNA polymerase alpha subunit POL12
Exons: 4
Coding region: 1-1977 (658 amino acids)
Biological process (GO): DNA replication initiation; DNA replication
Cellular component (GO): alpha DNA polymerase:primase complex
Molecular function (GO): DNA binding
Source: RefSeq, a predicted model, not a curated record